Molecule: messenger RNA, 2520 nt
Organism: Zonotrichia leucophrys gambelii
Lineage: Eukaryota; Metazoa; Chordata; Aves; Passeriformes; Passerellidae
Gene: VSIG10L2
Product: V-set and immunoglobulin domain containing 10 like 2
Exons: 12
Coding region: 1-2520 (839 amino acids)
Molecular function (GO): protein binding
Source: RefSeq, a predicted model, not a curated record
AUGGAGCGUGGCCGGGCACCGCCGCCGCCGUGGAGGGGGCCCUGGAUCCUGGUGCUGCUGCCGGCGCUGGCGGGGGGGCAGCCGCUGGCGGCCGGCGAGGCGGCCUACGAGGAGUGGCGGGCGACGGGCGUGCGAGGCCGGGCCGUGGAGCUGAGCUGUGGGCCCGCGGCCGCGGCCCCGCCGGCCGUGGUGUUCUGGAGCUUCACGCCGCAGGGAGAGGGGCUCCCGCGGGCCGUGGCCGUGGGCUCGGGCAGGGAGGUGGCCAUGGCCCCCGGCACGGGGACGCUGGGCCGGGUGACGCUGCGCAACGGGACGCUGGAGCUGCGGGAGCUGCGCGUGGCCGCCCAGGGCCGCUUCCUCUGCCAGGGGCUCUUCCCAGAGCGGGGCCGGCUCCGUGUGGGCUAUGCCGCCGUCCUCCUGCGUGUCCUGGUGCCCGUGUCCAAGCCCUUCGUGCGGCCGACGGCGGCGGCGGCAGCGGAGGGGGCGGCCGUGGCCCUGACGUGCACCGUGCGGGAGGGGACGGAGCCGCUGAGCUUCUCCUGGCAGCACCAGGAGCCCCGGGGGGGUCCCUCCGUGACCCCUGCGGGGCUGGGGGGCUCCAGGGCGGAGCUGCAGCUGACACCCGCCAACCGCAGCCACACGGGCUGGUACAUCUGCACCGCGAGCAACGAGGUCAACAACCGCAGCAGCGACCCCGUCUACCUGGACAUCGUCUAUGGCCCCGAUGAGCCGGCCAUCCGUGUGGAGCCCUUCUCCCCAGAGCAGGGGGGCUUCUCGGCGGGCGAGCGGGAGGACGUGGUGCUGAGCUGCCUGGCUCCCUCCAACCCCCCCAGCCGCUAUGUCUGGCUGCACAACGGCUCCCAGGUGCACGUCGGCCAGACCUACGUGAUCACCGCCAUCGCCCGUGCCCAGGCGGGCACUUACACCUGCCUGGCCGAGAACAGCCACCUGCAGACGCGCACCCAGGCCACCAUCGUCCUCACUGUGUACUAUCCGCCCGCCGGGAGCCCCAGCUGCUCCGCCCUGGCCUCCGAUGACCAGCGGGACGUGGCCCUGCGGUGCCGCUGGCUGGGGGGCUUCCCCCCGGCCCGGCUGCGCUGGGUGGGCCCCCAGGAGGAGGAGGAGGAGGAAGAGGGGUUGAUGGGGACCAGCUUUUCCAUGGCCACCAGGAUCCAGGCAGGGGCAGCCACCAGGAACGGCAGCUCCUUCUCCUGCCUGGCCUCCCACCCCGCGCUGCCACUGGGGGCUGCCUGUGGGACCACCCUGUGGGUCCCGUCGGGCAGCCCCAGCUGCGCGGCGGCGGCCACCAAGGGUGACGAGUUCGUGAUGCUGCGGUGCCGCUGGGACGGGGGCGCGCCGCUCGUCACCCUGCGCUGGCGGGACAGCGCGGGCCGGACCCUGGGCGACCCCGCGCCCUCCACGGCCGUGCUGGUGCUGAGCACCGACGGCAGCCUGGGCGGCCGCGAGUUCGUCUGCGAGGCCGCGCACCCGCUGCGGGCCGCUGCCGCCCAGUGCCGCCUGCGGCUGGAGGUCCCCGAGCUGCAGGCGGAGAGCGAGGUGGCGGUGCUGGAGGGCGGCGAGGCGCAGCUGGCGUGCCGGCAGCGUGGCAGCAGUGCCAGCCUCGGUGCCACGGUGGCUUGGUACGACCCAAAGGAGCGGGAGGUGACACCGGGGCUGGCCAAGUACCAGCUGGAGCAGGGAGAAGAGUGGGUCAACCUCACGGUGCGGGAUGCCGAGUGGCCGGGGGACAGCGGGAUCUACCGCUGCACCGCCACCAAUGCCGUGGGCACCGCCAGCCUCCCCGUCCGCCUCCGCGUGGACCGGUACCCAGCCCCGCCCAAUGUCACCAUCAGUAAGCUGCGGUACACGCGGGCGCGCACCGAGGUGCGGCUGGAGUGGCGGACGCAGGGCGCCGGCAACCUCACCGGCUUCGUGGUGCAGCGGCGCCGAACCAAGAAACCCCUCCGGGAGAGCGCCAGCCCCUGGGAAACGGCGGCCGGCGACAUCGAGCCGCACUCCCGCGACCGGCGCCUGGGGGGGCUGGACCCCGCGGUGCUCUAUGCUUUCCGCGUCCUGGCCGUCAACCACCGCACGGCCGGGCACCCCUCCGAGGUGCAGACGCCAGCCGAGCCUCCCUUCGAGGCCUACCCGGCGGUGACGGGGGCGGCGGUGGCCGGGAUGCUGGUGGCCAGCGCAGCGUCGCUGCUGGCCGUGCACUGCAUCGCCCGCCACAGGGACACCCUCCCGCGGCUGCACGAGCUGCUGUUCCGCACGGCCGGGACCGGAGAGCAGGAGCCCGUGGGCACAGCGGAGGACGCUGAGGCAGCCGCAGGCGGCGAGGAGGAAGCAGGGCCAGCCCAGGGAGACUCGAGUGCCCCCGGUGCAGCAGCGGGAGCCGAGGCAGCACCAGCACAGGGAGAGCCGAGUGACCCGGGCACGGCAGCAGAGCCGCUCUCAGCAGCACCAGGCAGCACGGAUGACCCAGUUAAUGUCACCAUCACCGUGACAGCGACACCGUGA